ACGGAAACCUAGUUAGUUUGGCGGAGGAGCUGUAGCUGCGCCUGGUGUUUGCGGUCACCUGGUGAGCUGGUGUAGAGGAAGACCGGGUUGUGAGGAGUGGAGGCCGGAGGAUAGGGCCCGAGAGUCUGGAAGGUCCCAGUAGCGGGGCUCGAGGUCUGAGGGGCGGGGUCGCGGCGGCGCCAGUGGGGCCGAGGCCGGGGACCCGCAUCCGGGGCGGGGAGAGGAUCCACCGCCUCUGAACUCCCGGUCCGGCAUCUCCCAGGCCUCAUGGCUGUCCGAGCGUCGUUCGAGAACAACUGUGAGGUCGGCUGCUUUGCUAAACUCACCAACACCUACUGCCUGGUGGCCAUCGGAGGGUCAGAGAACUUCUACAGUGUGUUCGAGGGCGAGCUCGCCGAUACCAUCCCUGUGGUGCACGCGUCCAUCGACGGCUGCCGCAUCAUCGGGCGCAUGUGUGUGGGGAAUAGGCAUGGUCUCCUGGUGCCCAACAACACCACCGACCAGGAGCUGCAACACAUCCGCAAUUGCCUCCCAGACUCAGUGCAAAUCCGUCGGGUGGAGGAGCGGCUCUCAGCCCUGGGCAAUGUCACCACCUGCAAUGACUAUGUGGCCUUGAUUCACCCAGACCUGGAUAGGGAAACAGAAGAAAUCUUGGCAGAUGUCCUCAAGGUGGAAGUCUUCAGACAGACGGUGGCUGACCAAGUGCUAGUAGGAAGCUACUGUGUCUUCAGCAAUCAGGGAGGGCUGGUACAUCCCAAAACUUCAAUUGAAGACCAGGACGAGUUGUCCUCUCUUCUUCAGGUUCCCCUUGUGGCAGGUACUGUGAACCGUGGCAGUGAGGUGAUUGCCGCUGGGAUGGUGGUGAAUGACUGGUGUGCCUUCUGUGGCCUGGACACAACCAGCACAGAACUGUCGGUGGUGGAGAGUGUCUUCAAACUGAAUGAAGCUCAGCCUAGCACCAUUGCUACCAGCAUGAGGGAUUCCCUCAUUGACAGCCUCACCUGACUCACCUUCCAUGCUGUUCCCUGGGCUUCUGGUUCUAGACUUGGCACCUUCUCCGCACCCCACUGGAGAUGACAGAGAGCUCAAUGGGAAUUGAGUGACUGGAUGCCCAGCCUUUCUUUGCUUGUGCUCACCUCCUGAAUCUAGUUACCACAGAAAUCUGCUCCAUCGUGCUGGCUGUCAGGUCCUGUGGCUCUUAACUGAGAACUCUUGUUAUCCUGUGCCACCCUAUUAAAAGCACCUGACUCUA
This is a messenger RNA of Manis javanica (Malayan pangolin), 1252 nucleotides long. RefSeq names its product eukaryotic translation initiation factor 6 (gene EIF6). NCBI's taxonomy places the organism in Eukaryota, Metazoa, Chordata, Mammalia, Pholidota, Manidae. Gene Ontology annotation, biological process: cytosolic ribosome assembly. Gene Ontology annotation, molecular function: ribosome binding. The record is from RefSeq and is a predicted model, not a curated record.